Molecule: messenger RNA, 2055 nt
Organism: Solea senegalensis (Senegalese sole)
Lineage: Eukaryota; Metazoa; Chordata; Actinopteri; Pleuronectiformes; Soleidae
Gene: angpt2a
Product: angiopoietin 2a
Exons: 10
Coding region: 362-1741 (459 amino acids)
Biological process (GO): Tie signaling pathway
Molecular function (GO): receptor tyrosine kinase binding
Source: RefSeq, a predicted model, not a curated record
UUAUAUACUGGAAAAGAUCUUGCAAGCCCCUGCCUGGCUAAAACUGGGUUUCAAGGACAUUAAACUGGGAGCACAGUGCACUGGACAUGUGAUGCUGAAAGAAAUUUGUCCACCAUGUUGCAGAGAGCAAGGGGUCAGAAAGGAAAGGGAGAAAAAAAAGACUUCUCCACCACUCACUGCCUCCACUUUCGCUUCCUCACACUGCACCAAAGUGCUUGGAUCUCAGCCAUCUGGACACCAACAAGUACAGGACCCUACAGAGAGGACACUCAUACUCGUCUCCAGUGACUGCAGAUGCCAACAGAGAUUUUCUCUGUCUCAUUCACCCCAAAGCCGCAGGAUUGGAAUAAUCUACCUAUAAAUGCCAGUCUGUCUGAUCGUUAAUCGCACAACUGUCCAGGCUUCAAACUGCAGAGGGGGACGUGCCCGAAACACCACACCAGGGAGACGUCUAGGAGGCAUCCUAACCAGAUGCCCAAGCCACCUCAUCUGGCUCAUCUCGACACGGCGCCAAGCCUCUCAGCUAGAGAGCUACAUACAGGACAGUAUGAAGCAGGACAUGGUUCAAAUCCAACAGACAGCUGUACACAACCACACAGCAACGAUGAUUGAAAUAGGAACAAACCUGCUGAGUCAAACUGCCGAGCAAACAAGGAAACUGACCAACGUGGAAGCACAGGUAAUUCAUCAAACAACUCGACUAGAGCGGCAGCUCCUUGAGAAUUCCUUGUCAACCAACAAGUUGGAAAAAGAACUAAUUGUCCAAACAAACGAAAUUAACAAGCUGAAUAACAAAAACAGUUACCUGGAGAAAAAGAUGGAAGUGAUGGAGGAGCAGCGACAGGUGGAGUUGAAGAUGCUUCGAGACGAUAAGGAGCAGCUUCAGACUCUAAUACUGAAGCAGACCUCCCUCAUAGGUGAGCUGGAGCAGCAGCUGCUCAAAGUCUCCUCCAACAACACUGUCCUACAGCAUCAGCAGCAGGAGCUGCUGGACACCGUCAACAACCUCAUCCACACUCUCUCCGUUGGCUCAGUACCAGACACCAAACCCGUUAUGAUGCAGGACACUCCCUCCACUUUCACAGAUUGUGCUGCUGUCUACAAGUCAGGAAACACUCAAAGUGGAGUCUAUACGCUCACGUUGCCCAACACCACAACAGAAGUUAAGACUUUCUGUGACAUGGAGACAGACGGAGGUGGCUGGACAGUCCUACAAAAACGCUUUGAUGGCCGCGUUGACUUUCACCGUACGUGGCAAGAGUACAAAAAGGGGUUCGGAGAAGCUUCAGAUGAAUUCUGGUUAGGAAAUGAAUUUGUCUCUCGACUGACAAAUCAACAAUCCUACAAACUGAGAAUCCAACUGAGCGACUGGGAAGGAAACUCUGGAUUUUCACAAUAUGACCAGUUUUCUGUGGACAGUGAGGCACAAAAUUACAGGAUACACCUUAAAGGCUACAGUGGAACAGCAGGCAAAAUAAGCAGCAUCGGGCAGCCAGGAAGUGAUUUUAGUACAAAGGACGCAGACAAUGACAAAUGUGUUUGCAAAUGUUCGCAACUGACAACAGGGGGUUGGUGGUUUGAUGCCUGUGGUCCUUCAAAUUUGAAUGGAAUGUACUACCAACAAGGCCAAAACUCAAACCGCUUCAAUGGAAUCAAAUGGUACUACUGGAAAGGCUCUGGCUACUCACUGAAGUCAACUACAAUGAUGAUCAGACCAGCUGACUUCACAGGUCUCCUAUGAACUGACAGAAAAUUCUGUCAAGCACAAACCAAAACCAAGAAUAAAGAAAAAUCUCAAAGGAGCCAAAGGAUAUGAUGAUAUUUACACCAGUGCAUGUUUAUAUAAUUGAAUGUAAUUGAAUCAAAGGGGUUAGAAAAACAAAAUUGUGAAAUAAGUGACACUGACAAGUCAUAUCUGCUAUUUAUCCAAUCACAAGCGAUCAGAGAACAAUUGGAUAUUAAUUGAUAUAAUUAUAUUAUAUAUUACGAAGCUGUUUAUUGAUGUUAUGGAUAAUAGCUGCUAUGUAUUAUUUAAAAAAAAACAAAAAAACAGGG